Molecule: messenger RNA, 1794 nt
Organism: Schizophyllum commune H4-8
Lineage: Eukaryota; Fungi; Basidiomycota; Agaricomycetes; Agaricales; Schizophyllaceae
Exons: 4
Coding region: 21-1679 (552 amino acids)
Source: RefSeq, a predicted model, not a curated record
UCCCGCGACGCUCACCAGUGAUGGAUGCUGGCAAUGAAGACGCUCGUGCUGCGUCGUCCAGCGAACCCUCGGACCUCAUACUCAUGCUCAGGUCUGGCGCGAGUGCCUCGCCGGCUGCGAACGACAGGCUCGAGGACGAGAUCGCGGCCAUCCGAGCCAAAGCGAAUGUCAUUGCGGUACAGAUAGAGCAGCUCCAGCGGGAACAUGACGCGCUUCAGGAAGAGAUUCAGCGUCGCGAGUCCCUGCUCAGGGCGCCUAUCCGCCGCCUACCCGCAGAGCUGCUCACAGAAGUCUUUCUCUACCUCUGGCCUGACAGGCACGACGUAGUGUCUCUCUGGAAGACUUGGGUCAACCUCUACACCUAUCUGGCGGCAGAAGAAGAGGAAGCCGCACCUCUGUUCCCGUCCUGGAAUGUGUUCGCGCCCCCGCAUGUAUGCGCCUGGUGGCGUAAGAUAUCAUUCUGCGCUCAUGAAAUGCGUCCAGCUAUCGCGAUCAGACUAUCGUGGGCUGAGGGCGCUGCAAGCACGGUCAAUCAGCGGGCGGGUCGAUAUCUUCGCGAUGUCAUUCACCCUUCUCUUGUCUUCUAUACACCACACAAUGGUAACAGCCUUUCGCUUUCGUCCUGGGGAUGGAGCGAUGUCGUCCAGCCGCUCAUAGAAUAUGGGGCGGAUUGCGAAGACCUCACUUUCGCCGUCUCUUGGCCAAUCCUGAAGCGUAUAGCCACUUCCUUGGAGCUACCGCGACUCAGGAAAUUGUUUCUAAAUAUCAACAAAUGCUACUUGGCCGGGGAAGACCGUCAUUAUGAGUACGCCUGGGAAUCAAACACUCGUUGUCGAUUCUUCGAGCGCUCUCCAGCCCUCACCCACCUCACAAUCCGCGACUUUCGAUCUGGGUUUGGCAUGGGUCUACCCUUCGUCCUUCCUUGGAAGCAGCUAACAGAGCUGACACUAUUCGGUGGGAUGCCCCUGGUAUAUCAAGAAUUUCUGCAGCACUGCUCCGCCUUGCAGAUCAUCCACUUCUAUCCUGGCGACAAUGACGGCUUCGCAGAUCGGCGCCUUGUCGUGUGCUUGCCCCAUUUGUGGAAGCUGGCGUCGCGCUGCGACCUCGCCUCUCUGUCACUCGCCUGCAAUUCAACUGGAGAGACCGUAGGAAUCGAGGAAAUCUCGGAGCUCGUCGGUUUGGCACCCAACCUAUCUUCCCUCAGUAUCGAACACGCCCCUGUGUCCCAGAACCGUCGUAAUUCGUGGUCGACAGAGCCAAAGCCGGAUUAUGAGGCAUUCGUGGACGGUAUAGUUGACCUGCUACCGCCCAUUCCCCAUGACGGCCCUGGAUGGUGGUUCAGGGACGACGCUCGCAUGCAUUGCACCCCAAAGGCCUUCUCUUUGAGGUCCUUCAGUUGGUGUUGCAGAGAGCGCGACAAAUCCGGCGCGCGCUAUAUGCUACUUGCCAUGGCCUCGACUGCGACCUCGUUGUCCCGGAACAAAGUCCAUCUCAUGACGCCGUUGCGCCCCUACCAAGUCGAAAGCAUCCGACAGGACGAGCACUUCUCGGAAGUCCUCGAUAUCUACGGGCUGGACGACUGUCUUCAACUCUACGAGGCCCUACCUCUCAAGCGACCCGAAUCCCCUUAUGAUCUGUUUUCUCAGCGGGACGAGUGCAUGCCCCCCGUGUUGCAUUGAAGAACUGACCUGGUGAGGAGCAUCGACAUUGCCUCGGGGGCUUCUCACACCUUCAAUGCACCACAGGGUUGUAACAAGCAUGCAAUUCCUAGUAGCUAUAGAAGGCGCAUCGCUC